Messenger RNA from Pestalotiopsis fici W106-1, 2196 nucleotides. RefSeq lists its product as uncharacterized. Gene Ontology annotation, biological process: regulation of DNA-templated transcription; DNA-templated transcription. The transcript has 8 exons. The record is from RefSeq and is a predicted model, not a curated record. Gene Ontology annotation, molecular function: DNA binding; DNA-binding transcription factor activity, RNA polymerase II-specific; zinc ion binding. Bases 1 to 2196 code for a protein of 731 amino acids. NCBI's taxonomy places the organism in Eukaryota, Fungi, Ascomycota, Sordariomycetes, Amphisphaeriales, Sporocadaceae.
AUGACCGGCCGCCAUGAUGGCAAACCUCUCAUACAUGAGCCUACCACGCCGGCUGGGGUAAAGGCCCUGCUGACUCUAUCAACUACAGGAACUGCUUGCUGGCCCUGUCGACAACGCAAGGUCAAGUGCGAUAACCAGCAGCCAUGCGAGAAUUGUGUAAAGAGGGAGCAUCCGCAGUUGUGCUCAUACAAGCCAAAUCGCUCAAACACGAGCAAAUCUGGCUCGAUUGAUGCUGGGGCUUCGCAUGGGACAAAACGUCCACACUCUCCGGGAGAAAGUGACGACUAUGAAAAUGAUAAUGAUCGUCAGCCCCAGGGUUGGCCUCGGGCAGCAGAUCAGUCGGAAACGACGGAAAUUCCUCGUUACAUAGGCCAGAAUAGCAUCCCGGCGAUUCUGCGAGACCAGCCGUCGCCAAUAGACACCAAGAAUGGCAUAGACAUUCGCCGUGAUAUGCGUCCAAUCUGGGGUCUGGACAAUUCUGCCCCUUUCCCACUCAUGUCUACGCAUCAUCUCGACAAGAUGACCCAGGAGAUAUCGGCACAGCUUCCUUCGGACCGUGAGGUUCUCAAGCUUUUCAAGACUUACAAGGAAGUUCCACAUCCCUUUUGGGGUUUUGUCAUAGAUAUUGACGACCUCGAAUCUCGUUUGAUGGUCUAUCUUGAAGAACGAGCGAGGAUACUUCGGGAAAAGGGUCCCCAAACCCAACCCAUCUCUGCUUCUUGGCUCGCUAUCCUUUUUGCUGUGCUCGCUGUUGGGUCGCAAUACCAUGACUCUCCGUACCACAUUCGGACGCGAAACUCUCAAAAGUACAUUCAAAUCUGCUUCCAUUUUCUCAGACUUGGAAAUUUCCUGCUCAGACCAAACCUAGAUUCAAUCCAGGCCCUUUUGAUGACGAGCUUCGUGCUCUUGAACGACAUGAAAGCAGAAGGAUCAUGGGCUCUACUUGCUCUCACCUGUCGAUUGGCACAGUCCUUGGGGCUUCACCGAGCACCACAGCAAGAAACAAGCUCUACAGAAUUGACCAUAAAGGACUAUGUGCGACGAAAACUCUGGUGGACUUGCCAAUGGCACGAUACGCUCACAUCACUAUCUUUUGACCGACCAAACAUGACAAACAUACAGUGCUGCGCAAUUCCACUGGCUCCAAAUGCAGGCGUCGAGGGUCUGUCAUACCUCGAAGCCAUGUAUCAUCUCUGUCAAAUUAUUUCGGAGAAGCUGAAUCCGGAUGCCGUAAAUACUGCCUCAUAUGACACCAUUGUGGCCAAUUGUGAAGAGGUCAUGUCUCUGCGGCAGAGGGUCUAUCCCCAACUUCGAAAUAAAGAGGCCUUGAAGACAGUAGUUGAUCGACUCCAGCACUAUGCACUCAGACUUCACACAGCAUUCGUAGUGUCCGUAUGCUGCCGGCCGGCGCUUCGAAGCGAUUACAAGCUGCUCAAGGCUGGAGAAAAAAAAUCCCUGUCGGCAAGAUGCAAGGCAAAUCUUAUUGAAACAGUCAACAUGUUCCUUGCAAUGCACAACAUAUCAGUCAUUCCAACCAGAAGUUGGGCAUUUACCUACCAUGGACUCUCGUCAGCGGUCCUUCUGGGUCUUUUAUCUGACCCCAAAACUGAGCCAGAAGUUCGUCGCCUACAAGGUGAUCUCAUUUCCGCCCUUUCUGCUGCCGCGGCCAAGGAACGAUCCAGCCCACCUCCGGGCCACAUCCCCGUUAGUGACAAGGACAUUGAGCUGUCUGGCCCACUAUCAAGAGCAUUGACUGCUUUGAAGCAUAUUUACGACUACGGAUCCCUCAAUGGCCUGUCAGGUCUCAAGAGCGAGGUACCUUCGGGAUCGCGGACUCCUGUUGCAAACAUGCCCUCGAAUGCGAUACUGAACGUACAGCAACGUGCUCAGUCAAGUCUAGACCCACACCAAGACGCAGCGCUGGCUAUGACGGAACUGCAGAAUGGGGCUACUUUGCCUGACUUUUCAACUAGUCUACAGUACCCGACGACAUUGGCGCAGGCACUCCCAGUCCAGGGAGUCACAGAUAUGUCACAAAUGGAUCCCUCCACGUACAUGUCCAAUAUGUCACCCAUGGACCUCUAUGAUUCCAUUUUCUGGGAAUCGCCAGAUCCAUUCUAUAAUACAGGUGCCGACAUGAAUUUUGACUUCAUGCCAUCCCAACAACCUGGCGGUGGUGGGCAGUACUUCUACUAA